ACGUAUGCAUAUUCAUUGACGUAUAUUUAAAGAUAUGUUCGUGGGAUUUUCAUUCAUAACGCCUUAGUUUAAGUCCAGUGGCCAGUCAGUAGGUUGUCUUACAUACACCGUUUCUCGAGCGGACCGCCUUCCAUCACGGCGUGCUUGCAGCACGCUCCAAAAUCGAUAUGUAAAUCGGUGUUAGACGGAUGAAAUGGUGAGUGACGCCUGACAAGUGUUACAUCGAGAUUAAACCGACUGCGUUUCUACACGAUUAUGUGCACACUGACCGCGAACUUUAAAGUUGUUCUAUGACGCACUCUCUCCCUUUGCCGCAAGGCAGAAUUCAUUUUCUACGAACGAUCAUGUAAAACUUACGAAAACAUUCGAUUAUUGCACGUCAUGCGGUCUCGAUAGCCGGUAACUCGCGUGCUUCUACAAAAAUAAUCGCUGUUGCAAUCGUUUCUGCUGUAUUGAAAGGACUUAAGUACAAAUGUUGAAACAUCUAAAAUCGAAAAUAACAGAGUACGUUCGAUUUUUUCGCCAAUUCGCUUUCAUUCGUUCCCGUCGGCUUGAAAAUAAAUAUUAAUGCCGGUACACGACUUUUUGGAUAGCCUGUAGAGCGUGCACGUCGCCCCCUUCUUCGCAGACUCAGGAGGAGACGAAGGAUACACAAUAAGGUGCGCAGUCGGAACGUGCGAUUCGCUAUUUCGGUUUGAUAUGAAACUGUGAUAUUUGUUCGAUUUGCGGUACCCAGCGGAGACGUCGGAGCGGUUGAGUGGCGUGCUCUCGUGUUUACAUGUUGCACGCACGUCAAAUCGAUACGCCGUGUGCAUGUGCGACCGGGUUCAGUGAGUGGAUUACGAAAUCUGCAGACGGAAGGGCUCGCACGUGGCUCGUAAUUGUUCAUCCGCAUUCUGUGAAUAUGUACUCUUCUUGUUUGACGUUUAGGUAGACCGGAGAGCUCGUAACAACUUGAAGUUGGAAAAUAUCAGAGGGGUACAUUGGUGAAUACAUACAUACUUGCCGGCUCCGUACGAGCGAAGAGAGGAAAGAUUUUUGAUUGUCGGCUGGGAGUAUCGGAGGUGGACAAUACGAAACGAUCCGAAAGCUUCUAUGGGAUAUAAUAUCGCGAAUUGGGAAAUGAUACGCACGAGGGAGGAAUUCGUGGAGAAAUUGGGCCUGGACGGCGCGGAUGACACUCAUACUUUAUUGAACAAUAUGGUAGACGUCAGAGCGUGCUACAAGCCCAACGGAAAAUCGUGGUUCCGUGGCGUUCGAAGUAGCAAAUUUCGCCACGUGUACGGCGUGCCAGCGAAACGCGAGAAAUGCUACGACAACAUCAAGAUCACGAAGAACGCCCACGAUUCGCAAUUCUGCGCUGUGAAUCCCAAGUUCCUGGCCGUGGUGACGGAAGUGGCUGGCGGCGGGGCGUUCCUGGUAUUACCGCUCGAUCGCACUGGUAGGCUGGAUUUUAACGCUAGCAGAGUGACUGGGCACACUGGACCGGUUCUAGACAUCAAGUGGAAUCCGUUCAACGAUAACAUCAUUGCUUCCUGUUCCGACGACUGCACUAUAAAACUGUGGCACAUUCCUGACGGUGGAUUGUCGCGAAAUUUGACCGAGUGGUUGGUGGAGUUGCAAGGUCACAAACGUCGUGUCGCCUACAUAGAGUGGCACCCCGUUGCUGAGAACGUGCUAUUUAGCGCUGGUUUCGAUCAUCUUGUUAUCGUGUGGGACAUAAAUAAAGGAGAGGCCGUCAACGUGAUCGAUAGGCACCCUGAUGUGAUCUAUAGUAUAUCGUUGAAUCGUGACGGUAGCUUAUUAGCAACGACGUGCAAGGAUAAGAAAUUGAGAGUUUUCGAACCAAGAUCUGGCAUUGUGGUUUCUGAAGGAAUUUGCCACGCUGGAACAAAGGCUAGCAAAGUCGUUUUCCUUGGCAGUUCUGGACGUCUUCUUACGACAGGCUUUAGUCGUCACUCUGACAGACAGUAUGCCAUUUGGAGCCAGCAUGAUUUGAACGUACCGCUGACAUGUGAAACUAUUGACUCUUCCAGUGGAGUAGUUUUUCCAUAUUAUGACAACGACACUAAUAUGGUGUACUUGGCGGGAAAGGGCGACGGUAAUAUUCGAUACUACGAGAUAGUGAACGAGGCUCCCUGGAUGCAUUUUCUCAGUCAGUUCAUCUCUGGGAAUCCCCAAAGGGGAUUAGGCGUAAUGCCGAAAAGAGGCGUUAACACGGCUAUCUGCGAAGUGUUCCGAUUUUACAAAUUGCACGCGACUCGAGGAAUGUGCGAGCCGAUAUCCAUGAUAGUUCCGCGAAAGAGCGAUCAAUUUCAAGAGGACCUGUAUCCUGAUACGAUAGGCACUUGUCCAGCUUUAUCAGCCAGAGACUGGAUAAGUGGCAUGAACAGUCCACCGAUCUUAAUUUCUCUGAAAACCGGUGGUAGCAUUACCACGCAUAAGCCACGAGUGUACAAGCCACCGCAACUUCCACCGACAACCGACUUGAAUAAUAAAAAGAAAUUCGCCUUUCUGUCUACUGAGACCGUGCCGGAUUACAGGCCGAUCGAGUUCCACGAUAUGUCAGAGAAAAGCCAGAAAACGUCUAGCAAUCAGAGCACCAAGUUUCAACAGUUGCAACAAAAAUUCGGCAAUGUUGUGCUGCAGAAGAAUAUCAUUUCUACGAACGAUAACAAGGUCUUGGAGAACGUGGACAUUCCCAAUAACGAGGCGGAACUGAGAUUAGCAUUCGUUCGUCAAACUGACGAGCUAAGAUUGGUACGGAGGCAGCUAGCAAAUAGUCAGUUACGCGUGAAAGAGCUGGAGGAGCAGAUACGUAAGCUUCAGCGUCAGUAAACCCUUUCUUGCGGAUCCUCCUCAACGUAUGCGUCGAGCGAAAUUCCUUGUAGCUUUGUUGCUAGCUGUACUUGAGGAACAUGGUACUUGACGAACCAAAUAACGCGUAUUGUUCAUGGCAAUUUAAAUAUCUAAGCUGUCGAUGAAAUUUGCACAAAAAAGACAAAAGAGAAAGGAAGACGGUGCAAAACGAUAUUUAAAGGUGUUCGAGAAACUUUAAAAAACUGGAAACUAUAUACUGGUUAUAUAUACUGAUAAUAUAUUAAUGCAGUUACGUACUAUUCUCUCUAGAGUAUCUUGUGAAUGAUAUACGAUGCAUUUUUAUAGCAUUUCUCUAUACGUUAAUCUUCUCUCUCUUUGCAAUUUCUCGCGUGGCGAUCUUGUACCGUUGUUCAAAGAAAAACGCAGCAAUGAAGCAACAAUAAUUUAGUCAAUUUUUUUAGAGACUCGUAGUUUGGAGACUUGUUCUGCUGUAGAAGAAAAACUGAACAAAAAGAUGAACAAAUGAUUGUGAUUUACACUAAUGCCUUCACUAUACAGACGAGUUUUUUGUCUAUAUAAAACGUUGAUACUUCUCCGAGAACGUAACGUUUCAUCAUGCACAGUUUCUGUACGUUUUAGAAGUGAAGUCUUCUCUUUUUUUGAUGUACAAAAUUAUACAAGCUUCCGUCACUUGUUCAUUAAUUCAUACGAAUGUAACAACCAUUUCUUACUGUUCGAAUUUGUUUAUCUAUUUCGGGGAAUUAAUUUUUCAUUUGAAGUUACAUGUGCGAUAAUAACGAAGGAGAAAGAUCAGCUUGAUAUAAAGACGUAAAACUUGGACGAAGUAUUAAAUGUUCAGUACAUGAAGAAUUGUACCUGUCCUAUGCAUACGCGUGUUUAUCGUAUGCGACUCGUUCUAUAUAGAAUUGUCAUAACAUAGAGUGAUAGAUAAAUGCAGAGAUAUUUAGGUGUUGCGCAGAGGAUAUGAACGCAAUAAAAAAAAAAGAAAAAAAAACAG
Messenger RNA from Frieseomelitta varia, 3838 nucleotides. RefSeq names its product coronin-2B-like. Gene Ontology annotation, biological process: actin filament organization. Gene Ontology annotation, molecular function: actin filament binding. The record is from RefSeq and is a predicted model, not a curated record. Lineage: Eukaryota; Metazoa; Arthropoda; Insecta; Hymenoptera; Apidae. The coding region runs from base 1096 to 2838 and encodes 580 amino acids. The transcript has 10 exons.